AAACCGUUGUUUUGGAAACCGAUCUUGGCACAACUCAUCGGUGUGAUUAGUUGAGUGGGAUGCGGCCACGAUACAACAGGUUGCAAAAAUACCGUCUUUUGAGUGGUGUUUGAUUGAAACAAUUACAAUCUAUUGUGUUUAAAUAGACAUUUUUCUAAAUUGAGUAUUAAAAAAACAUCACUAUUUGGCGCAAAAACCUCAUCAUACAGACUGUGGAUUGAUUUCGCUACGAGCCGUGUCUUACCCCAGUUCGGAUACCGCCUUGGACAAAAACAUUUGGAUUAUGUUUUCAGUUCUCAAAUGAUAACGUGUGAAUGCUGCAACUUCUUAAACCAGCAAGCAAGGAUGCUAGAGCUUAACAAUCUGUUCUUUGUAGUCUUUUCAUCGUACCAAAGUGCAGUGCUACAGCUACUUUUGAUGAAAAUCAACCGUUUUCAAUCAUGAACAAACGUUUUAAAGGUUCGUGUUUUUAAGCCAUGUAGCAGUGGUUUGUGAUUUUGUCAGCAAAGACGGCAAUCAUGUUUUCAAUAACCUUGCAGACUAUUUUACUGACUUGCUUUCUGAUUUACAUCAUACCUGGUAAGAGCCAAGUGUGUUUGACAUUUAUUGACCCUUGCCCAACAUCUUGGCACCUGUGGGGAAACUCUUGCUACAUAAUCACCGAGACGAUCGUGCCCUGGGCAAGCGCUAGAGGCGAGUGUACCAAGCUGGGAGGUGCCCUUGUUGCCCCACGGACAGUCCAAGAAAAUGACUUUAUUGGGGCAUUGAUUCCGGCGGGCAAGAAUGCUUGGAUCGAUUGUGUUCUAGAUGGGAGUGACGUAUGGGUUUGCAAAGAUGAUGGUGAGGAGGUCCAGUUAAGGAAUUGGGACCUUGGGUGGUCGCCACGGCAGCCCGAUGAAGGGCGCCAGAGGUGUGCCGUCAUACAGCGUGAAUGGAGCUUUCAAUAUCUGUGGCAUGAUCACUGUUGUAACAUAGACCAACGAUCAGCUUGCAAGAAACCUGCAGGACCAAGAUAUAUCUUCGAUGAGUAAACGAAAAACAAAACAUUAUGCGAAUCAGACGAAGAAAACCCCCCAGGAUAAACCGACUUCGCAGGAGACAUUAAGGCAACAAGAAUCAGAAGCGGUUUAGAAGCCGUUUUGCAAGAAAAUAACAAAUAAACUGCUUUAAUCGGAGUGGUGUAUCUAUCUGACGUAACUUUGACUCAACUGUACCAUGGGUCUGCUAUCACUUGGGAAGCCACUGACGUGGGAAGAGAUCAAAGCAAACAAUUAUCAUGAACACGUCAGACGUCAUGGAUUAAUUCAGUUUGUGAAUCUCUAUAACCGAUUGAAAGAUAGACCUUGUGAUGUACUCAAAUGGGGGGAUGAGGUGGAGUACAUGUUGGUGAAGUUGGACCACAAGACAAAAUCAGCGAAGCUGUUACUGAGUGCUGAGAAGGUACUUCCAGUCCUCCAAGAGCAUGAGGAGAUGAACCCAAAUGGUGACCUGAAGACGUUAUGGCGGCCUGAAUACGCAGCCUAUAUGGUGGAAGGAACACCUGGGAAACCCUAUGGAGGUCUUAUGGCUCAUCUCAACACUGUAGAAGCAAAUAUGAAGCUCAGGAGGCAACAAGUCAUUGAAUUACUGAAUAAAGAGGAAGGAGAAACGGCUCUCAGUCUGACUGCUUUCCCCAGGCUCGGAUGUCCCAAUUUCUCCUCCCCAUCCUAUGAACCGGACUCAACAGAUGAAGGCGUUUCUAAAUCGUUAUUCUUUCCUGAUGAGGUGAUCUACCCUGGACAUCCAAGAUUCAGAACUCUAACCAAGAACAUCAGAAAGAGACGUGGAGAGAAAGUUGCAAUCAAUAUACCAAUUUUUAAAGAUAUAAACACCCCUUCCCCCUUUGUUGAGAAGUUCACCAACGAUUACGACGGUGAGAGCGCCCUCGCAGCUAAGCCUGAUCAUGUAUACAUGGACUGUAUGGGUUUCGGUAUGGGUAAUAGCUGUCUACAGAUGACUUUCCAAGCAUGUAACAUUGAUGAAGCGAGGCAUCUCUACGAUCAACUGACGCCUCUCUGUCCGAUAUUUCUUGCACUAAGUGCAGCCUCACCUCUGUACAAGGGUUAUGUGACGGAUCAUGAUUGCCGAUGGAAUGUCAUUGCAGGAUCUGUUGAUGACAGAACCAAAGAGGAACGCAAUCUGGAGCCUUUGAAGAAUAACAAAUUUGUGAUUCCCAAGUCACGUUAUGACUCCAUCGAUAGCUACCUAUCACCUAAUGGUGAGAGAUACAGUGACAUUGACUUGAUUCUAGAUGAGAAAGAUUGUCAGGAGCUCAUGGAUGCAGGCAUUGAUCGUCAGUUGGCCAGACACAUAGCUCAUCUCUUUAUCCGUGACACUGUGUCAGUAUUUGCAGAGAAGAUUGACCAGGAUGAUACGCAAGAUUCAGAUCAUUUUGAGAACAUUCAGUCCACGAAUUGGCAGACGAUGCGUUUCAAGCCCCCGCCAGUCAAUUCCAAUAUCGGCUGGAGAGUUGAGUUCCGGCCAAUUGAGGUUCAGCUGACGGACUUUGAGAAUGCUGCAUUUGUCGUCUUUCUGGUUCUACUGACUCGGACGAUUCUGUCUUUCAAGCUCAACUUUUUGAUGCAGCUGUCAAAGGUUGAUGCUAACAUGCAACAAGCGCAGAAACGCAACGCUGUCCUAGACUCCAUGUUCCACUUCCGUAAAGAUUUGAGAUCAUGUUCAUGUGACUGUCCAAUCGAGAAGGAGCAAUGUUUGAUGAGUGUAAAUACAAUAAUCAAUGGAGGACCAUUAGGUGAUGGACAGGGCGAGUUCCCAGGUUUGAUACCUCUUAUAAACCAGUACGUCAGUACAGUAGAGACGGAUCUAGAUACAAGGUGUACAAUCAUGUGUUACCUGAAAUUCAUCUCGGACCGAGCCUCGGGCAAACUGAUGACACUAGCAACCUGGAUAAGGAACUUUGUCUCGGAACAUCCCGAGUACAAACAAGACUCGGUCGUUACCGAUCAAAUCAAUUAUGACUUGAUCUCGGCGUGCGAUCGCAUCACUAAGGGAGACCUUAAAGUCCCGGAGCUUGUCCACAUCAUCGAGUCUAAAUCAUCCAAUGACAUUCCAAACUCCAUCAAGAUUGCUCAGGAUAUUAAAUAGCGCCCUCUAUUGGCAUAUUGCCCCCCCCAAAAAAAAAAAAAAUUAAAAAAAAAUUGAAUUUUAUACACUCGGGGAAUUCUGACCUGAUAUAUUUUUGAUGAAAGAAUAGAAAAUAGAUUUCUAUGUAAUUCUGUAAAAUGGGAUUGUUUUGAGGCAUUUUGAUGUUUAGGCUGAGUAAUAUGAGGAUUAGGUGAUAGGAAUUCUGACGUUUAUUGAUGUUUUUCAUGAUUGUUUUAUACAAGUGAUAAAAGUCCAGUUGGGAGAACUAAGUACUAUACUAAACUGAUCCACUGUCCUUAUCUGCAAGUAUGAGGACUGGACAGGUAUUGGUUUAUAUGAAUACAUAUGUACAUUGGAUUUAACUGCGAAUCUCCAGAGUCAUGAUGAAAGCCAUAUGAAAUGAUGUGAGGUCAAUGGUUAAUUGGACAUGGGCUCAGCGGCAGAUCUCUGGCUAACUGAGUACCAAGCAGCCAAAGUGAUUAGAUUUGGGACAGGGCCCUCUACCAAAAUCAUUGAACCCAAAUCCAAAAUCACCCGAUUUUGAUUUCUUAAUCAUUUUGGAUUUUACUACCCGAUUUUGACGAGUGAUUGUUAUUUUGAAGGGUGAUUUUGAUUUCUGAACAGGUUUUGCCAACCAAAGUCAGGUCUGAUUUUUGGUUGGUAACACUUCUAGUACAAUUCCCUGGUCAUUGUCUUGACUAAUUCCAUAAACUGUACAUUAUUGUGACUGGUGCUUAGCAAACCAAUUUGCUGAGCAGUAAUUUCUGUUUGACAGCUUGAUGAAACAUUAGCCUUGGUUUAAGGUUUCACAAAAAAAGGUAUUAGGAAAUGGUAUCAUAUAUUGUAAUUGACAUAAAUAUAGUUAUUUUAUGAUGUACAUUUAAUAAUGCAGUCACAUGAUUGUGAUGUGUGUUUAUGAAAUUAAUAGGUUUUCUCCUGGCUCGCUUAAGAUGAAUCUUAGUGAUUUGUAAAAUCAACCCCGGUGACCUGGAUGGAAACUUGAACAGGUUAUAUUUGUAAUUAUAGAAUAAUAUCUGUGUAUAUAUAUCUCUUCAAAUAAAUAACUUUUUGAUACCGGUAAUAGUUAGAGUACUGAAAAACGAGGAUGUAUUGAGGUACCGACAGGGAGGAUGGACUAGUCUUGGUACAAGACAGUUUUAUAGUUAUUGUUUGUGACUAUUUCACCAAUAGAGGGCGUUACCUAGAAGCCACGAACUAGCUACAGUGUAUGAACUAGCCAAUACAAACAUGAGGUGGUUGAUGGAAGAAUUCAAGUUUUCCUAUCAUUGGAUGGUAAGAAACAACAUUGUAUUGUGACAAGACUCAGGUUGUAAUUCAGCAAAAACUCCUAAAUGAAUGAAAACAAAACAAAACACAAAUAAGCAGUCAGCGCCCCAUUUCCAAUUGUGAUGAAAGGAAAUUUGCCUCCCACAAAAUAUGCACAGGCAGAAUGAACCAGGCUUUUGGCUUGUAUCAUAUUCAGCCAUCUUGACUUAUUUUAAUCGCUAGCCUGGUACCUUUCUAUGUAAAGACAUCCAUUAUCUACAAUAGUUAUUGCACAUUGGGAACUAGACUCAAAUGAUGAGUGCAUGAUACACCUAAUCAUGUUGAUUGAAGUGCCUUAAGUUUCUAUGGAAACAGAAAGCCAGUCUUAAAUUCUGGAAACAAAUUGUACAAACAGAAAAAUGCUGCUUUUAUUUUUCAAACAAUUUCUAGAUUAACACAUAAAAGAGAAAGGUGCAAUUCCAGUUGAGUGUUUAACUUUCAUGGAGCUUUUUGUACAAGUUCACAGUGAAGACUAUAGACAAAUCCAUUUGGGAGUCCUGUAUGUACCAAUGUUUCACCCAUUAUAAAAUGUAAAAUACUAUUUUGUUACACACUACGCCAAUUCUGACCAAUGACGUGCCCUAUGUAAGUGCCGUGUCGUGGUUGAGUGGAUAUUAGAACACUGGACUCAAGUCUGGUGUUUCUGAUCAGCAGAGUGUGGGUUCAAGUCCCGGUCGUGACACUAGCUGCGCCCUUGGGUUGGGACCUAGAGCCUUGGGCUCAUAUGGGUGUAAUGCAUGUAAGAGAACCCAGUGCACUUAUCGAAAACAGAAGGGGUUCGCCCCGGUGUUCCUGGUUUGGUUGGCUGCAUAUUGUCACCACAGCACCGUGUAAAACAUCACAUGGUGCUAUAAAGGAAUUGGUCUCAUCACUUAAAAGACUUAAUAAUGACCAGUCUUUAUAUCCGGAGGGUGUCUCAAAGGGCUUCCAACAUUAUUACCCCUGGUCACUGGGCCUUAAUUCACUCCUUAAACCAUCUCAGCUCCCUGUUGGGGAGUACGCAGCCUGUGCAACACUAAUAUGCGCUACUCGGCAAAACCAAUCAAUCACAAGAACCAUCUCUGUCCUCACAGGUACCCAUUCAGCCCUGGGU
This is a messenger RNA of Asterias rubens (European starfish), 5563 nucleotides long. RefSeq names its product glutamate--cysteine ligase catalytic subunit-like. The record is from RefSeq and is a predicted model, not a curated record. Gene Ontology annotation, molecular function: glutamate-cysteine ligase activity. NCBI's taxonomy places the organism in Eukaryota, Metazoa, Echinodermata, Asteroidea, Forcipulatida, Asteriidae. Gene Ontology annotation, cellular component: glutamate-cysteine ligase complex. The coding region runs from base 1216 to 3144 and encodes 642 amino acids. The transcript has 15 exons. Gene Ontology annotation, biological process: glutathione biosynthetic process.